UGUGGUCACUGCAUGUAGGAAAACAUGGGUUUUCUGCUAACCUCGCAACGGCAAAGCGUGACAAUUACGUUUGGAAUUUAAGGUUUGCCAGUGGAGUAAUGAUUCAUAGACAGGUGAUACUAUCCCAGAACUUAUACCAGAACCGGUUUCUUGGGCUGGCAGCAAUGGCCUCUCCCGCCCGGAACCCGCAGACCCGCCGGCGCUGCAAGGACGCCAUGCGCCACAGCUACAACCCGGAGCAGUUCCAGAACCUGGAGCUGCAGAACGGCGGCCUGGAGCCGGCGCUGGCCCGCUCCACCAGCGACACCGACCUGGUGACUUCGCACAGCCGCUCCACGCUGGCGGUCAGCAGCUCCCUCUACACCAUCGGGCAGCCCGAGGACAUUCUGCUCUCCUGGGACAUCAAGGAGGACGUGGACGCCGGGGACUGGAUCGGCAUGUACCUUGUGGAUGAAGUUCUUUCCGAGAACUUUCUGGACUACAAGAACCGCGGGGUCAACGGUUCCCACAAGGGCCAGAUCGUGUGGAAGAUUGAGGCCAGCUCGUACUUUGUGGAGCCGGAAACCAAGGUCUGCUUCAAGUACUACCAUGGUGUGAGCGGAGCCCUGCGGGCCACCACCCCUAGUGUGACAGUGAGGAACCCCUCAGCUCCUGUCUUUAAGCCUGUUGUCAGUGAGGAAGCCCUACAGACCCAGGGUAGCCGGAGACUCAUCAGCUUCUCUCUGUCAGAUUUCCAGGCUGUGGGCCUGAAGAAGGGCAUGUUCUUUAACCCCGACCCGUACCUGAAGAUCGCCAUCCACCCCGGCAAGCACAGCAUCUUCCCUUCCCUGCCCCACCACGGCCAGGAGAAGAGGUCCGGCAUCGUAUGCAACACCGUCAACCCGGUGUGGCAGAGAGAGCGCUUCAACUUUGUGUCCCUGCCCACUGACGUGCUGGAGAUCGAGGUGAAGGAUAAGUUUGCCAAGAGCCGGCCAAUCAUCAAGCGCUUCCUGGGCAAGCUGUCCAUGCCGGUGCAGAGGCUGCUGGAGAAGCACGCCAUUGGGGACCGUGUGGUCAGUUACUCGCUAGGCCGCAGGCUGCCGACGGAACACGUGAGCGGGCAGCUGCAGUUCCGAUUCGAGAUCACAUCCUCCAUCCACCCCGACGACGAGGACGCCUCGCUCAGCACGCAGGGCGCGGCCGCAGGGCCAGCGUGUGAGAGCGCAGCGGAGGACGCAGACAGCAUUGCGGGCGAGGCCCCGGAGCUGCCCGUGGAUGAGGUCGAAGCCCUGGAGCCGUCCAUCAAUUUGCCCGAGUCCCUGGAGCAGCCGGCAAACGAGCUCGAGGCCCCGGAGCUACCCCUUGUUAAGCGUGAGGCUCCGGGCCUGCCCAUGAAUGAGUCGGAGGCCCUGGAGCUGCCCACCAAUUUGCCUGAGGGCCCGGACUUGCUUAGUAAUGGGGUCUCCAUGGACACACUGGCCGGUAGCCUUCCAGAAGGUGUGCCACAGAUGGAGCUGAGUCAAGGAGACAAGGGGGUGGAGGGAGCCCAGGAGGAACACAAAGAGGGGGUCUCCUCUGGUCCAGGGCCUGAGUCACAUGACCAGUGGUCUACAGAACCGGGCAUGGGAGAGGAGGGGAGCACAUUAUGCUCUCCUGAGGGUGCUAGCAGUGAGCACGACGAGGAGAAUGAGGCGGCCGCGGGAGAGCCCCAGCAGCAGCGGGACGGGGACAGGGAAGGGGACCAGGGCGGCCCGUCCCCGCGCCUCAGGCUCAACCCCAAGCGCAAGAGCCGGCCGUGUUCGCUGCCCGUGUCGGAGCUGGAGACGGUGAUCGCCUCGGCGUGUGGCGAGCCCGAGACGCCGCGCUCCCACUACAUCCGCAUCCACCACCUGCUGCACAGCCUGCCGUCCGCCCAGCUCGGCCAGGACCCCGCCCCCGACUCUGCCCCUGACCCCGAGAAGCCCAGUGUGGAGGCGGUGGGCGAGGAGGGGGAAGAGCCGGGGGAGGAGCUGGGGGAAGAGCCGGCAGAGCCCGACGGCCCUCAGAGCCCCGGCCCCUGCCGCAGGAGGACUCUGCCCCGCAGCCUGUCCAUUGAGCGCCUGGCCGACCUGUCCCGCCUGCUGGAGAGCGAGGGCGGGGCCGGCGGCCCGGGGGCCAAUGUGGAGGGGGGCUGCGACGCCUCCUGCCUGGGCUCCGCCUCCCGCUUCUGCGGCCACCUCCGCUUCUCCUCGGUGGACAGCACCCGCAUGUCGGAGAGCACCGUCUUCUCCUCACAAGAGGAUGAGGAAGAGGAGGAGGAGGAAGAGGAGGAGAACAGUGCCUUCGAGUCGGCGCCGGAUUUGGCCCAGAGCCCAGAGGCCCGGGAGGAUGGCGACGGCAUGGCCCGGUGGCGGGAGGGGAUAGAGUGCACGGAGCUGGCGGCACCAGGGCCCAGCAGCACUGUGGGCGACUGUCCCUCUCCACGCAGCCAACUGGUCAGCCAGCCUCCUGCUUUGCGACCCCACCCUCACCAUUACCCAACCGUCGACGAACCGCUGCCGCCAAACUGGGAGGCUCGCAUCGACAGCCAUGGCCGCGUCUUCUACGUGGACCACGUCAAUCGCACCACCACCUGGCAGCGGCCCACCUCCGCAGCCACGCCCGACGGCAUCCGGAGGUCCGGCUCGGUGCAGCAGAUGGAGCAGCUGAACCGCAGGUACCAGACCAUCCAGAGGACCAUGGCCCCCGAGAGGACUGAGGAUGAGGGCGGGGCUCGGAGAACCGAGCGGCUGGGCAGUGAUGAUACUGACUCUCCUCCACAGACGAAUGAGUUGAGAAGAGAAAGCCCAGCAUCCCCAUCGAAUGGUCAGAAGAUCGCUCAGUUGCUGCAGUGCCCAGCGGUCAAAUUUAUCACCCACCCAGAGUUCUUCACCAUACUCCAUGCCAACUAUGGUGCCUAUAGGAUGUUCACCAACAGCACCUGUCUGAAACACAUGAUCCUGAAAAUACGCCGUGAUGCACGCAACUUUGAGCGCUAUCAGCACAACCGCGACCUGGUCACCUUCCUCAACAAGUUUGCCGACACACACCUGGAGCUGCCGCGAGGCUGGGAGAUCAAAACUGACCCACAGGGGAAGUCAUUCUUUGUGGACCAUAACAACAGAGCGACCACCUUCAUCGACCCCCGGAUCCCGCUGCGGAACGGCCGUCUGCCCAACCACCUGACCCACCGGCAGCACCUGCAACGGCUGCGCAGCUACAGUGCAGGAGAGGCGUCGGAUGUGUCUCGGAAUCGAGGGGCGUCCCUGCUGGCCAGGCCUGGAAACAGCCUGGUAGCGGCCGUACGGAACCAGCACCACCAGGACACACCGCAGACCUAUAAUGACAGGAUCGUGGCCUUCCUCCGCCAGUCCAACAUCUUCGAGCUGCUGCAGGAGAGGCAGCCAAGCCUGUCCAGAAACCACGCCCUGAGACAGAAGGUGCAUUACAUCAGAACAGAGGGAGCCCAUGGAGUGGAGAAGCUGUCAUGUGACGCUGACCUGGUUAUGCUGUUAAGUCUGUUCGAGGAUGAGAUCAUGUCCUACAUCCCACCCCAGGCCUUCCACCCCGGGUUCAGCUUCUCGCCCCGCUGCUCGCCCGGAUCGUCUCCUCAGAACUCCCCAGGCCUACAGAGGGCCAGAGCCCCUGCUCCCUACCGCAGAGACUUUGAGGCCAAGCUCCGCAACUUCUACAGGAAGCUGGAGGCCAAGGGUUAUGGCCAGGGCCCAGGGAAAAUCAAGCUAAUCAUUAGCAGAGACCACUUGCUGGAGGGAACCUUCAACCAGGCCAUGGCCUACUCCCGCAAGGAGCUUCAGAGGAACAAGCUGUACAUCACCUUCAUCGGAGAGGAAGGCCUUGACUACAGUGGACCCUCGCGGGAGUUCUUCUUCUUGCUGUCUCAGGAGCUGUUCAACCCUUAUUAUGGGCUGUUCGAAUACUCCGCCAACGACACCUACACCGUACAGAUCAGCCCCAUGUCCACCUUCGUGGAGAACCAUCUGGAAUGGUUCCGAUUCAGCGGCCGCAUUCUGGGCCUGGCGCUGAUCCACCAGUACCUGCUGGAUGCCUUCUUCACCCGCCCCUUCUAUAAGGCCCUCCUACGGCUAGCGACCGACCUCAGUGACCUGGAGUACCUGGAUGAGGAGUUCCACCAGAGCCUGCAGUGGAUGAAGGACAAUGACAUUACAGACAUUCUGGACCUCACCUUCACCGUGAACGAGGAGGUCUUUGGUCAGGUCACGGAGAGGGAGCUGAAGUCGGGCGGGGCUAACAUCCAGGUGACGGAGAAGAACAAGAAGGAGUACAUCGAGCGCAUGGUGAAGUGGAGGGUGGAGCGGGGCGUGGUGCAGCAGACUGAGGCACUGGUGCGAGGCUUCUACGAGGUGGUGGAUUCCCGCCUCGUCUCGGUGUUUGAUGCCAGAGAGCUGGAGCUGGUGAUCGCCGGAACCGUAGAGAUAGACCUCAACGACUGGAGGAACAACACAGAAUACAGAGGAGGCUACCAUGAUGGGCACAUCGUGAUCCGGUGGUUCUGGGGGGCAGUGGAGCGCUUCAAUAACGAGCAGCGGCUGCGGCUGCUGCAGUUCGUGACGGGCACCUCCAGCGUGCCCUACGAGGGCUUCGCCGCCCUGCGCGGGAGCAACGGCCUGCGUCGCUUCUGCAUCGAGAAGUGGGGCAAGAUCACCUCCCUGCCCAGGGCGCACACCUGCUUCAAUCGUUUGGACCUGCCUCCAUACCCAUCCUACACUAUGCUGUACGAGAAGCUGCUGAUUGCUGUGGAGGAGACCAGCACCUUUGGCCUGGAGUGA
Molecule: messenger RNA, 4805 nt
Organism: Megalops cyprinoides (Indo-Pacific tarpon)
Lineage: Eukaryota; Metazoa; Chordata; Actinopteri; Elopiformes; Megalopidae
Product: E3 ubiquitin-protein ligase HECW1-like
Exons: 28
Coding region: 99-4805 (1568 amino acids)
Biological process (GO): regulation of dendrite morphogenesis
Molecular function (GO): ubiquitin-protein transferase activity; protein binding
Source: RefSeq, a predicted model, not a curated record